CUUCAAUGUUUCAUUCUCAUUUUUAUCAGUUAAUUUAAAAAACUGUGCAACAGAAGUUGAAUUAUGCAAAAAGAUAAUACAGUUUUCAUUUAAAAGUUUGCGUUUUUUUGCAUUCAGUAAAAAGCUUUUAAUAAUCAUGCCUUUUGACUUAGAUUUUUGUGAAACAAGAAAAAUGUAUGAUAGUAAUGUAUCAAAAGAUAAUUUAUUUACGUAAGGACAUAAGUUGCAUGUUAUCAGAAAGGAAUUGUGUUACACGGUGUUUGCUUACCACUGCUAAAUACAAUAAUUUUUAAAGAUUUUACUCAUUAGCAAAAGUUUUUGCGGAAUAGCUGUACAUACGUAAAGAAAGGAAGAAAAUUUUAACGUUUAUUGACAGUAUUUUACCAGAUACAUUAGUUUUAAGUUUAAUAUUUUACCAUUUAAUUACAAAAACAUUUUAAAAUGCCACAUACAAUACAAUGGAAAAAGUUUUUCGGAUUGAUAACUGUGGAGCCCACGAUGGUAUUUUAUAUGAUGGCUUUCAUGGUAACUUCGGUGGUUGAAGAGUCGUUUUUUGUUUAUAAAGCAUGCACAGUUAACAACAAUUUCAAUUCAACAGUAUGUGAUGACAUCCAUUCCAAAAACUAUAGCGAAUUUAACAAAAAAGUACAAUUGACAGUUUCAGAAUUCCACCAAUGGAACGAUAUAGCCGGUCACGUUGGUACAAUUGUGCUUGCUUUUUUUAUGGGUUCCUGGGCCGACAGAAGAGGCAGAAAAUUGCCCCUGCUUCUGGGACUUUUUGGAAAACUGUAUUAUUCUGCAAUGAUAGUAUUAAACGCAACGCAAGACCAUUGGCCCGUUGAAUAUAUAGUUUACACUGCCACACUGCCCAUGGCUUUUACGGGGGCCGACGUUGCCAUUUUUGCCGCCUGUUUCACAUACGUAGUCGACGUUUCUUCUGAUAAGAACAGGACUAUUCGGGUGACCAUUCUCGAAGUUUGUUACUUGGCCAGUAUGCCUACGGGUAUCGCUUUAGGGUCCUACCUUUUUACUCAAGUGACGAACAAAUCUUACGCGACAAUGUUCCUAAUCAAUUGUUCUCUCCUCGUUGUUUCGAUUAUUUAUUCACUUGUUCGUUUGGAAUGGCGAACGAGCGAACGUCAGCGGCCCCUAAGCGAAGCUGCGAACAUUGUCACCGACUUCUUUGAUUACAAGCACGUAGUUGAUACGUUUCACACUUUAUUCAGAAGACGAUCGGGGAAGAAACGUUGUUUUUUGUUACUGUUGAUCGUCUCCAUGGCUUUCUACACAUUCCAAAGGAAUGAGAAGCAGAUGAUGUAUUUGUACUUGCAACUGGUACUCAACUGGUCUUUUCAACAAAUUAGUAACUUCAGGACGUAUCAGAGUGCCCUACAGGACUUGGCUUUACUCAUUGUAAUCCCCGUAGGAAGUAAAUUGUUGGCUUGGAAGGAUGGGAUCAUCGCUAUGAUAGGAGCUGUGGCUCAUUCCGUUGCAAGAAUGUUUUUUGCAACUGCGAAAACUAAUUCAUUAAUUUAUGUCGGUGGAAUGUUUGCCGGAUUGGGACCAAUCGUAGCUCCCAUUAUCAGAUCAAUGAUUUCAACACUGGUAUCUUCUUCAGAAAGAGGAAAAGUUUUUACCAUGCUGGCCGUGGCAGAUAACGCAAUACCGAUGCUAUCAGGAACUGUUUAUAAUCAAGUUUAUAAAAAGACAAUUAAUCAUUUUCCAGCUGGUAUUUAUCUAGUUACGAUAUUUACACAAAUGGUUGUUUUUUUAAUUUUCCUGUAUAUUCAUAUUAGAUCUAGAGACCAGACGUAUAUUCACGGUGGAAAUGAUGAUGAUGAUGACAAUUCUUCUUUUGAUAUCCAACCCAAAGCAGUCGAUAUAGUGGAACAGCGUUAGUAUCGAUUUGUUUUUACUUUACGUACUGAUAAAAAGUUAUUUUUUAUCGAAAAAAAUACUCGAACAUAGAA
Agrilus planipennis (emerald ash borer) is the source of this 1970-nucleotide messenger RNA. RefSeq names its product solute carrier family 46 member 3. Lineage: Eukaryota; Metazoa; Arthropoda; Insecta; Coleoptera; Buprestidae. Gene Ontology annotation, biological process: transmembrane transport. The record is from RefSeq and is a predicted model, not a curated record. Gene Ontology annotation, molecular function: transmembrane transporter activity. The coding region runs from base 442 to 1899 and encodes 485 amino acids. The transcript has 10 exons. Gene Ontology annotation, cellular component: membrane.